This is a messenger RNA of Thlaspi arvense, 1509 nucleotides long. The record is from the annotation of a GenBank genome assembly. NCBI's taxonomy places the organism in Eukaryota, Viridiplantae, Streptophyta, Magnoliopsida, Brassicales, Brassicaceae.
AUGAGACCAGAACUUCCUGGGUUUUAUUACGACGAGGAGAAGAAGAAAUAUUUCGCCAUCAAAGGUCCUAUCCCUGGUUCGAAACCUUCUUCUUCCUCAAGAACGAAACAAAAUCCCGAGCCAAAGCCUUUCCAGGAACCUAAUUAUCAGAAGAGAAACAAACUAAAAGCAUUGAAGCUACUUUAUUCCCGAGAGCUAAGUGGCUGUGUUAUUCCUGUCAAUAAGAAGAAAUGCAACUUCAAGGAGGAGAUCGAAAAGACACAAGCCUCUAAUCCUGUGGCAUGGAGAUACGAAUCAACGGAAAACAUAGGCGAUGCUGCUUUGAAACAGUUGGAGAUUGAUAUACAAACAUCUCAAGGCCUGGUCAGGAAAAGCAUCCUAGUAGCAGGCAGUACUGGAGGCUGCUUGAGCAUAUUGAGAGUUUUCAGAGCUGGACAAGUACUCGUUGAUGAGCCUGAAACUCAAGCUAUAAAUGGCGGAAUCGAGUGCGAUGCAGUUUCUGUUCUUCCUCGCAAGGCAAACGAUGCAGAAGAAAGGGAAGCACCUAGGGUAAUAUGGAGACCUGCACGCUCUCAUUUACAGGCGCUAUCUAGUAUAUCGUCUAUUCAGUUGAUUAGAAGAUAUGAUGCAUCUGAAGAUUCCCACUGCGUCAAGCGAGCAUUGAUAACUACACUGGGAUCAACUGGACGUGGGUCGAUCUUUCUCUUAAAUCUUGCUGAGGAACCGUACAUACUCACUCUGCGAAGCCUCCAAGGGAAUGUUUCCUCUGAGUGUACCAUUUGGACAGCUGAUUGCAAUAUAAGUGGGAGUCAUGCAGCUAUUGGGUCCGACCUUGGAGCCGCUUUGGUUGAUUUGGAAACAGGAGCAGGUUCAUACUUUCUCCGAAGCAAAAGCGAUGUGCUUGCGCUACAGUUUCAUCAAUCGGGAAACAUUGUUCAAUGCGGGCUUAGAAAUGGAGCCAUUGUGUCCGUUGAUCUACGUGAGAGACCAGGGAGACCGACUCCAACGCUCACUAAACACCAUCUACGAAAUCCAUCAUCGAGUAAAACCAGUCAAAAUACUUUGAAAAAGGAAUGGUUUGAGCUGAAAGGAAACAUAAAUCCGUCUCGUGUAAUCUAUAUGCCUUCAUCUCUUACAUGCCUGAAGACACUGAAAACUUAUGAUCAGUACUUAAUGGCAAGCUCCAUGGAUGGAACGAUCAAGCUAUACGAUCAACGGAUGGUUAAGAGAGGGGUUGCUGUACAGACAUAUGAAGGACAUGUAAAUUCUCAUACUCGCAUCGAAUUUGGCAUUGACCCGUCAGAAAGAUUUCUUAUGUCAGGCGGAGAUGACUGCUAUACUCGCAUUUGGAGUAUCAAAUCUGGUCAACUUCUGUCUGAAAAUAAAUUCUCCAACACUGUCCCGUCGGUUGUGUUGUGGUCUGAUGUUGAAAGGAAAACAGACUGGAACGAUAGCAUUGUUCACGGGGCAUGGCUUGGAUCACGCGAAGCAAUAUUCAGCAUGUUUUAA